AUGGGUGACUUCAACACCAUUGUCAGUAUCAAUGAAAAAAAUGGAGGCUCUAACAGACUCACUCCUGCAAUAACAGAAUUCAGAGAUUGCCUUCUUGAAGCUGAAUUGGUGGAUCUGAGAUACAAGGGUAUCUUCUUCACAUGGAAUAAUCAAAGUUUUGGUGAGGCUUGCAGUGCUAAAAAAUUGGAUAGAGUGCUUGCCAACUCCUUCUGGCACUCUAUCUUCCCCCAAUUAGAGUGUACUUUUUUGCCACAAGGAGGCUCUGAUCACAAUCCCAUGGUUGUUAAGCUCACCAUUACACUGAACCCUCACAAAGCUAUCCCAUUCAAAUUUUUCAAUGCUUGGUGCUUUCACCCUCACUUUUUCUCCAUUGUUGACAAGCAAUGGAAGACCUUUAUCCAUGGUACUUCAAUGUUUCAAGCUAUCCAAAAACUUAAAUCCCUGAAGCAGCCACUCAGAGAUGAAUAUAGGGAUAAGUUCUCUAACCUGAAAGAGAAAAUUUCCAAGGUUAAGUUGGAAUUGGACAGAUGCCAAGCUGAACUUGAUCACAAAACCUUUGAUGCUGACCUCAGAAACUUAAAAAAGACUCUUUCAGCAGAACAUUCCAGGCUCCUAUUGGCUGAGGAAGAUGUAAUUAGGCAGAAAUCAAGGAUCACCUGGCUCAAGCUUGGUGAUUCCAACACAUCUUACUUCCACAAGUCAUUUCUUUCAAGGUCUAACUCUAAAAGGAUUUUGAGCCUCACCUCCACCACAGGUGAACCUAUUACCACCCCUGAAGGUAUAAAAGCUGAAGCACUUGCAUUCUUCAAGCACCUUCUAGGUGAGAAUCCUCCUCCCCAGCAUGGUCAAGAGAUCCUGGGCCCCUUUAUCACCAAAACUAUCCUUCCACAACACAUCCCACUCCUUGAAUCCAUCCCCACUGAUCUUGAAAUCAAACAAUGCAUCUUCUCAAUGAGCAAAGAUAAAGCUCCGGGACCAGAUGGUUUCAAUGCCUAUUUUUUCCAUUAA
Messenger RNA from Cornus florida, 1008 nucleotides. RefSeq lists its product as uncharacterized. The record is from RefSeq and is a predicted model, not a curated record. Lineage: Eukaryota; Viridiplantae; Streptophyta; Magnoliopsida; Cornales; Cornaceae. Bases 1 to 1008 code for a protein of 335 amino acids. The transcript has a single exon.